UAUUCGAGUGUCUGCGAUAACAGUGACAACAUGGAGUUCUUCAAGUCCUUUCUUCGCGUUAUUGGAUUGCUGCAACCCGCCAAGGUAGAUUUCAUCUCUGAACUGCCAUUGGAGGUGUCGCAGUUAAUUCUACGCAAGUUGGAUCCUGAGUCUCUGCUGAGUGUUGCUCAAGUAUCAAGCAAGUGGCUGAAUGUUUGUAGCUCUGACAAGAGACUACGACAAACUGCAAGACGUUACCAGCGACGUAACAGGAAGGAAAUGAGAAGAGCCUUUUUAGGAGAACUUUCGACUGCUCAAUGGAGGCUAGACGUACCAAGAAAGCUACCUGAAACGAAGAUGAUGCUCAGAAACGUGCCUCGAGCUAGGGUCGAAGUUGCAGUCGUGUUUGGAAGAGCUCAACGUCUUAGGAAUCUUCCAACACGCGGUGAGGUAAGAUCUAAUGUUAGAAUAAGAUCCAACGGAUGUAUUAGAAUGUAGUAUAAUAAAUUUUAUUGUGACAUACCUGCUCGUGCAUGCUUAGCAGUGAAUUUUAAACUAAAAUUGAACUUUAAAACUUUAGCAUUA
Colletes gigas is the source of this 564-nucleotide messenger RNA. RefSeq lists its product as uncharacterized. Gene Ontology annotation, molecular function: protein binding. Lineage: Eukaryota; Metazoa; Arthropoda; Insecta; Hymenoptera; Colletidae. Bases 31 to 477 code for a protein of 148 amino acids. The record is from RefSeq and is a predicted model, not a curated record. The transcript has a single exon.